AUUUCAUUUAUGUUUACAUUUUAGUUUUAAUGUUUUUAAACUUUUGUAAAUUAAUGUCUCUUAAUAUUGAGUUUAAUGUUUUAUGACCUAUGAUAAUAUAAAUUGACGAAAUAAUGGUAGUUUGUAAGUUUUUCCAACAAGGCUACUGCCGUUAUGGACAAAACUGCAGAUUUGAACAUAUUUAUGGCUCCAAAUAUUCAUAUCAUGCCAAUCCUCCCGCCCAAACAGCACCAGCACAGUCAAAUAUUGUGACAGAUGAACAAUUAGUCAACCAAGUGAAAUCUGAUAUCCAAGCAGCACUAAAGGGCGGGCAAUGGAUUCUAUCCAGUUACGCACCCUUCAAAGAGAAACCAGGAUAUCCAGGCUUGUCAGAUUUGUCACCUGAAGAAGCAAGGUUAUUCAUGUAUGAAGCUAAAGCAAAUAAUAGUGUAGAACAAGCAGUGGUCUACUUUGACAAUCUCUACAAGGAAUCAAGAUAUAAAUAUGAACAAUUACUUCAACCAACAGUAAAUAUAAUAAAAAUUUUAAGGAGCAUUUACAAAGGAGAGACUGUAACACCUCCUCAAGCAUCAUUCGGUUCUUCAAAUAAUGCUUCAUCUUUAUUUAGAAGUGCUUUAAGUAAUACAAAUACAUCUGUAUUCAAUCAGACAACAAAUCAAAGUGUAUUCGGUCCAAAUACACAAACAGCUGCGAAGUCAAUUUUCGCGGAAGCCAACCAAGCUACAUUCGGUCCGACGAAUACAAACAUUUUUGCAACAAAUGAAACAGUACCAAAGUCAUUAUUUGCACAAGAAACUCAAAAGAUCUUUGGACCAACGCCUACGAAUAAUCCUGUUAAUAUUUUCGCGAGUGCUACACAAAAUAUUUUUGGGCCAACGGAAUCAGUUGGACAAAAUGUAUUUGCAAGUCAACCAUCCGUAAAUGUUUUUCAAAAACCUGAUCAGCCGAGUGAUGUUUUCGAAAGGAAGGAGCCACAAAAUGUUUUUAGUAAUGUAUUUGAACAGAAUUCUAAUACUAUUGAUAAUAUUUAUAGCAAAUUAGAAGAUUUGUCUAACGAUGAGUUAGAAGCUUUUAAGAGUAACGAAUUUAAACUAGGUUUCAUACCAGAAUUGCCACCUCCUAAAGAGUUGUGUUUUUGAACAAUUUUUAAAUAAGUUAAUAGCUGCAAAUUAUGUAAAUAAUCUUUUUAAGUUUGCUAAACAAAUCAUAUAAUUGUACUGUAAUUUUUAACGAUUCUUUUAAUUGAUUGUAAGAAAUAGUAAAAAUAUGCGAAAUCUUACAUUAACCGUUGGUUUC
This is a messenger RNA of Papilio machaon (common yellow swallowtail), 1296 nucleotides long. RefSeq names its product nucleoporin NUP42. Bases 114 to 1139 code for a protein of 341 amino acids. The record is from RefSeq and is a predicted model, not a curated record. Gene Ontology annotation, molecular function: metal ion binding. Lineage: Eukaryota; Metazoa; Arthropoda; Insecta; Lepidoptera; Papilionidae. The transcript has 3 exons.